AUGGCCGCACGCACGUUGAGGAUUGGUCUCAUUCCUGGUGACGGCAUUGGCCGCGAAGUCAUCCCCGCCGGCCGUCGCAUUCUCGAGGCUCUGCCCUCAUCUCUGGGCCUCAAGUUUUCCUUCUCGCACCACGAGGCGGGCUGGGAGACAUUCCAGAAGACGGGCGCUGCUCUGCCUGACAAGACGGUCGAGGCGCUCAAGUCCGACUGCGAUGGUGCCCUCUUUGGCGCCGUCAGCUCGCCCACGGUCCAGACCAAGGGCUACUCGAGCCCCAUUGUGGCGCUGAGGAAGAGGAUGCAGCUAUACGCAAACGUGCGCCCUGUCAAGAGUGUCCGGGGAGGUCUGCGUGACGUGGACCUGGUCAUUGUGCGCGAGAACACCGAGGACCUUUACGUCAAGGAGGAGAAGACGUAUACUGCCCCCGACGGCUCCAAAAUUGCCGAGGCUAUCAAGCGCAUCUCCGAGACGGCCUCGUUCAACAUUGCCGCCAUGGCCGGCGACAUUGCCCUGCGAAGGCAGCGCGUCCGUGAUGCUGGUGGCAAUUCCAUCCAUUCUCGCCCACUUGUCACAAUCACCCACAAGUCCAACGUCCUGUCUCAGACCGAUGGCCUUUUCCGCGAGACCUCGCGCCGCGCUCUGCAAGACGCAAAGUACCAAAUGGUUGGCGUCGAGGAGCAGAUUGUCGACUCCAUGGUCUACAAGCUAUUCCGCCAACCCCAGGACUACGACGUCAUUGUCGCCCCCAACCUCUACGGCGACAUUCUGUCCGACGGUGCUGCCGCCUUGGUCGGUUCCCUCGGUCUCGUUCCCUCUGCCAACGUUGGCAAGGACUUUGUCAUUGGUGAGCCCUGCCAUGGCUCUGCCCCCGACAUCGAGGGUCAGGGCAUUGCCAACCCUAUUGCUACUAUCCGAUCUACUGCCCUCAUGCUCGAGUUCAUCGGCGAGGAAGAAGCUGCCGCCAAGAUUUACUCUGCUGUCGACGCAAAUCUUGAGGAGGGUAAGCUUUUGAGCCCAGACAUGGGCGGUAAGGCGAAGACGGACGAGAUUAUCGAGGAUAUCUGCAAGAGGUUGUAG
Molecule: messenger RNA, 1074 nt
Organism: Bipolaris oryzae ATCC 44560
Lineage: Eukaryota; Fungi; Ascomycota; Dothideomycetes; Pleosporales; Pleosporaceae
Exons: 2
Coding region: 1-1074 (357 amino acids)
Biological process (GO): isocitrate metabolic process; tricarboxylic acid cycle
Cellular component (GO): mitochondrion
Molecular function (GO): isocitrate dehydrogenase (NAD+) activity; magnesium ion binding; NAD binding
Source: RefSeq, a predicted model, not a curated record